GUGAAGAGGAAGCGCGCCUGCCUGCCUCUCUGGGCUGCAAACGUCAACAAUAUGGAAACUCAAGACCUAACGUCUGCUUUUGUUUCAGAGACAGACGUCGAAAGGGGGACCGAGUCAUGGCACCAGUUGCCAGCAGAGGUAGAUACGAGUCAGGUUAUCGGACAGACAACAAUAAUCCCACCUGUUGAUCAAACUCAACACGGCGUCAGUCACAAACAAACCCAUUCAAGAACAACGGUGACAACGGACCUGCAACGUCAACAUUUGGGAGACAGAACCUCAUCCAUGCAGCUAGAUUUCCAGGAUAGUCAGCUCUCACCAGCCCUUCCUCUCCUGCCAUCCAACUCUGAAAAAAAACAUAACUUCACAGACUACUCUCUGUUCCAACAAACAGACUUAGAGUUUGCUCCAUUGCGGGGGUCUCCUGACAUAUCGAUUGCAUCAGAUAGGUUUCUGGUCCCUCCACUGGACAGUGGUGGUGUCCAGCCUGUGGACCACGCCUCUCUUUCCCAGCAUCCCUUGGCCCACAUAACGUCCCUGUCUGAGGAAGGAGCAAGCAACUGCUGCUCUCUCUCCCAGCAUAGCUUGUCACCAGCGGACGACACCCGGAAACCGGAGGAUGACUCCUACCGAGCAAUCAUCCGAGUGGAUGAGGGCAGAGAGACGAGUCUCUCCGGGGUGAGGACGGAGGGCAGGGACGAUCGGCCGCCGACGCGUCCGUACGACCCUCUGGGAGGGUCGCCUGACGACGACGCGUCCUUCCUGAGUGGAGACGUUCCGGCGCGGACGCUGCUGGGGCUGCUCCAGAAGGAGGUGGGCAUGCCCAGCGGCAGCAGCAGCAGCGCCGUGUCCUCCGCCUCCGAGACCUCGCUCAACAGAACCACGUCCUUCGGGGAGGGGAAGAGCAGCGGCGUUACCAAGCCCGAGGCUGGGCAGGGCGCGGGGAGCAGACAGCCCUCACCAGGAGGACCCCAGACCGAGACAGGACAACACUCCUCACGGAUGUCUCAGAUUUCGAACAUCACCGUCCGUUCGUCAAACGCUCAACCCGAUGACGGCGCCGACGCACUCCACAGAGAGCUCCGCUCCGAGGCGGAGAGAAUCCGCGGCUUCGAGCCUGAGAGCCUCACCCCGGACCAGGAGAACGCAACGGCUGACACCCCCCUCACAGGGAGGGUGGGUGCCACCAGAGGGCUCCUGGUCGGGGAGAGUGGGACGGGGCUCCUGUCGGCUGGCUACAGUGUGGAGCGAGGACACAGGGAGAGGGACCUGUGGUCCUCAGGGAACCAGACGGGGACAGACGGGUCCCUCCUGGGCUUCCUCCCUCAGCCUGUGUCCCAGUCUACUCCCGGUGUUUUCCACGCACCCGUCAGAACCGGUUCGAAGCCCAAACUGGGACUGCUGUCCGCCAUCGGAUCUAACCCGGACGUCUCACAUCUCUCAGGUUCCAGGAGGCCCUCACAGCCAGCGGCAGUUUCUAUGCCGGAUAUCGACGCCAUCGACCUGGUUGGCGCACAGCCAGGCUACGAAGCAUCCGGAAAGGUCCACUCUCUUCCGAGUCUGAACUACCUGCAGAAGGUAGACGCCUGGAGGACCAAUCAGAGCUCGAUGAAGACCUCCCUGUUUGAUAGCCUGGCUCUGCAGGGGUUCUCUGGUGUGUCUCCCAAACAGAGGGCCUACGACGCAGUCUCAGGCUCUCUGAACCGCAUGCUGACUCAGCAUGGGGCCGGCCAGCACCAGGCCCCUCCUGGCCCCAGCUCAGACCAGAACCCCACCACACCCGUCUCCGGGCCCUUCUCCCCGACCAGGGGAGAGGCAGUGGGCUGUGCCCCCCUGAGGGAGGACAGGGGGGUGGCUGGGGGCCCUCCGGGGUCCUCCCUUGGCAGGUCUCAGUCCCCCUCUUCUCUCAGCACGGUAGUCACAACCAUCCAGCAUGCUGAACAGCCACGGAGGCAAGAGGGGAGCAGCCAGGCGCUGGGCCAGGCUGGGACGGCAGCCCCCAGGGAGCCGGAGGGGGGUGAGAGGGGUGCAGGCCCAGGUCGGGCCCCAGGGGGCGGGCGUGGCGCGGAGCUGCAGCAGGCCAGCACAGCUCAGCCCUCUGGUGUCGCAGCCCUGGGCUGGUUCAGUGACGUGUCGUCUCCCCGCGACGGGAGCGCCGUGUUCUCCAGCUCCCAGGACAGCGGCCACAGCGGCCGGAACGUGGGCGCCUCCGUGGGGGCGUCGUCCGCGGUGAGCCUGGAGGUGGACAACUACGCCCCCUACUGGAACUCCAAACCCUCCACUCCGGCCAGGGAGAGAGAGCUCAACAUUGAAGACCGAAUUCCGCUGUACCUCCGUAACCUCGGUAUUGACCAAUCCCCUUCAACGAUCCUCACUCCGUUUGGACCCAGAGGACCUAUCAGAGAGCCCGAGUUUUCUCCCACUGAUCUGUGCACGGUGAAGGGGUCCGUGGGGACCCCCACCAAGAGCAGCCAGCCCUCGGAAGGCGACAGCCCCCAUAAAGAGGAGUGCUCCAGGGCUAGCCUUCUCUCCAUGGACUCCAGCCUCUCCAUCCCUCUGAGUGUGGACAGCCUCCAUCCCAUGGCCCCCUACCCAGAUCCAAGUACCUCCUCCCCCCUAGGCAGAGCUCCCAGCCAGGGCAGUGUGAGGCUGGCCCUCAGCACCGUCAGCCCCCAGCCCCAGGACACCCACCAGCCUCCCCAGCCCAGCGGGCCGGGUGUGCCCAGCCACGCUGCCACAGGGCUCGGGGAGAGGUACGAGGGCCUGGCUCCUGGGGGGCCGAGGACCGGAGCCGCAGAGCCUGAAGUGAGCAUGGAGCAGAGUCGCGAGGACUCCUUCGUCGGCUCCAAGACCCUGCAGGAGAUCAGGAGGCUGCUGGGCCGGGCGGAGAACAUUGUCUCAGGGGGCUCCUCCUCUUCCUCCUCCUCCCCAGGAGGGUCCCAGCCGCACUUGGACGAGGACUCCCUCUUGGCCGCGAGGAACAGGAUGGAGAGUUUCCAGAGGUCGUCCCUCACGUGCUCGUCGGCUGGGGACCUGCGGACCUUCUCGACGUCGCUGGUCUGGGGCCGGUCCUCCUCUGACUCCAUGCUGCUGGUGGAGAGGCUGAGAGAGAACUCCACGGGCACGGAGACCGGGAGGCCCUCCAGGGAGCCAGCCCACCAGCCCGGCCAGGCCCCGAGCCCCGGGGAGGCCCGCGCGAGAGGAGGGCAGCCCCGGGACGGCUCCGCGGGCGCAGGCUCCGCCCUGCCGCUGCCUAAGGCCGUGAGGAGGGCGGAGCCCGAGGGCUGCAGCGCCGGGCCGUCGGACGCAACGGCGCGUGGCCAGCUCCCCGUCCCACCCAUCAACACGCUGCCUGGUCAGCAUGCGGCUGCUACUGCAGUCCAGCCUCGCCCCUUCCUCAGAGAGACCCCAGGGGGUGGGGAGGAGGAGGAGGAGGGGGACGCAGGGGGCGUGGAGGUGGAGAUCUCCCCGUUGUCCUCCCCCUCCUCCUCGUCCUCCUCCGCCGUGGGCUCGGGGCAGGGCGCGGGCAGUGAGGCCAGCAGCAGCAGCUCUCUGGCUGCCAGGGUCGCCCGGCUCCUGCAGAGAGAGUCUCCGGCCACGAUGAUCUCCAGCAGAGCCAGCUCCAACACUGACCUGGAGGAGAGUCGAGCCAGAGAGUGGAUCAAGCUGAAGCUGUCGGGCCUGCAGUGUGAAGCCCUGGAGCUGGACGCACAGGACCGCCUGAGGAUCGAGGAGAUCAAGAGAGAGCUCCUGCUCUGCACCACACACACCUUCAAGAGCCAGGGAAGCACCGACACAGAGCGCAGCGCUGCCUCAAGCCUGCCUCUCCCCCUGCCUCUCCCCCUGCCUCUCCCCCUGCCUCCCUCCCAGCCAGCAGAGCGCUUCAGUGCCCUCCGAGCUGCAGAGGAACGUCUGUCCCACCAGCUCCAGACCCUCACCACGGCCUCCCUCGACCCCGACCAGCCCCCCGCCCCUCUGCCCCUGAACCCCAGCCUCCACCCCCCUCAGCCGCAGGACCUGGAGGGCCGUGUUCGAGAGAUCGCCCACAGGGAGGGUGUGAGCCUCCCCAGGGCGCCCCUCCCACCGCCCCUCACCUCCAUCACCAUCACCACCUGCCGCCGCUCUCCCUCCCCCCUGCCUCCCCCCAGUCCGGAGCCCCUACAGCUCGCCCAGCUCUCCAGGGAGGCGGUCCCGCCGCCCACCCCCCAGACGGACCGCCCAGGAGCCACAGCAGCAGAGCCGGCCUCCGCGCCUCAGCCCAACGGCCGCCACGCCAGAACCACGCACCACGUGGAGGUCCAGGCUGGGCUGGAGGAGGUGGGGCUGGGACGGGACACCACAGGACGCAGCCAGGACUCUGCUACCAUCAACCCUCCAAGUCAGGGCCCAGGACACGUGUCCCUGCUCCACCUCACCCUCUCCCCCAAGCCCACGGAGCACACCACCCAGGCCCCAGGCCCCUCCUCCAGACACUCUUCCGCCUUCACAGGCCCUCUCCAUGAUGGCCACACCCCACAGUCUACACUGACCAAUCAGGAGGGGGCUGGGACAACCAGAGAACCAAUCAGACGACGGGAUGUGUCGGUACAGUUUGCUACCACAGUGCCUGAGUGGAAAACCUCCUCCAGGUACCCACAAUCCUUUACUCCUCCACAGAGACUGGCUCCCCCGUCCAGACCCGUUCGUACUCCAGCUGUGCCGGUUCUGCUGCCAUACAAACCUCUGGGCAGCGAGAACAUGUUCUACGUUCCCCAGACCGAGGCCCAGCUGUCCCCUAUCCGCUCCGACACCACCAUAGAGAGCUCCCACACGGGCUCAGACGACGCCGUGCCCCCACAGUUCAGCGCUGACGUCCUGGGCUCCCGUGACCAGGAGGGGGAGAAGCAAAGGGUGGACCGGGGGGUGAGCAUCAGACACAGCGAGGGCAUCUACGGCAAGAGGCUGAGGGGGGCUGGAGUCAGCCUGCAGCCUGGACACGCAGGUUCUGAGUCGCCGGUGGACAGCAGCUUAUAUGGCAACGAGAGACAGGCUCCUCCCUCUUUCCCUCGAGGAGUAGAAGCCCCGAGCUACACCUCGGGCUCUGCUGGCGCUGUGAGAGACCAGCGUACAACCUUUGACCUCCCGGAGGGGCGUGGCUGGCGCUCCCCCAGCCUGGGAGAGGAAGGGGAGGAGUUUCAGCCUCUCCCUGGAGAGCUGGACUACAGCAUGGACCGCUCCCGCCCUGGCCCCGCCCACACACCCCUCCCACAGGAAGCCUGGGGGCCAGAGAGGCGGGGCCUCCCUAAGCCCGCCCCCCAGCAGACUGGCGGGUCUCUCGACCAACUGUGGCGCAGGUUCAGCCAGAGGUGGAGCCUGGAGGAGUCCCGCCCCACCAGUGAGAGGGAGGCGUCCCUGCUGGAGCGCCUGGAGCGCCUGUCACGUCUGAUCCACUGCGGCACGCCGUCGAGCCUCGCCUACCCAGACCCAGCCGCCCUGGGGGAGGACGCCGCGGGACCAGGAGAUACCGCGAGGAGGGCGGAGGAGGAGAGAGAGGGGAGGAGGGAGGAGAGGAUGGAGGGCAGCGGGAGAGGAGGAGGAGGAGGAGUUCGACAGGCGUGGCUGCAGGAGGCCCAGCCCCAGGAGGCGGAGCCACGGCCGGCGAAAGAGGAAGACGAGGAGAGCAGGGCGGGCUGCGGCCCCUCCCCCAGCCGGCACCUGUGGCCGGCGGAGCGAGAGCGCUCAGCCAGCGUGUCGGAGAGCAGCAGCUCCAGGUCCACGGUGGACACGGCCCGUCUGGUGAGGGCCUUUGGGGCCGGGCGAGUCAGAGGACUGAAGAGUGGCACCAAGCUCAGGAAACUGCACAGCACCAUCCACCAGCAGAGGCAGGGCCUGGGGCAGAGGCAGGGCAGGACCAGGGACUCCGACACCCCUCCCCUCCUCCUCUCAGAGACCACAGCAACAGAUGAGUCCAUAAUGACUGCUGACUCGGCGUCGUCCGCCAGCACCUACACCACCCGCCGUGGGCCCUCCAUCGCCGCUACCAGGGCCGUCAAGCGGGUCAGCAGGGGCGUCCAGGCAGGUGACCUGGAGGUCAUCAGUAAGGGGACUAGGAGCCGCACCCGGGACGUUGGCACCACCUUCCCCUCCCCUGCCCCGUCCCAGGGGGGACCUCCCUCCCUGGCUUCCUCCUCCAGUGGGGAGAGGGGCAGGGCGGCGGGCAGGAGCCCUCCCAAGACCCAGGGGUUCCUCCGAGACAAGAAGAGCAGCACCCUCAGGGGACAACCCAAGCACUACCCACGCAGUGUGUCCUGGUUCCUUCCUGCAGAGGACCUGAAAGCUGAGGCCCGGAAGGAGAACCAGCCCGAGGGGCACCCGGCCCCCACGGCCGGCCCACUCUGGGUUGAGGCCUCAAACAGGCCCUGGAGAGAGCCCCUCAGGCCCCGCCAGGCCGAGCAGAGCCGGGCCGUGACCAGGGAGGGGACCCGGGGUUCCAGACCCGGUGGGACCGAACCUUUGCCUCAGCCCAGCAGCAAGCCUCCCUCUGCGCUGGUCCGCAUCUCUCUGCAGGAGGCCCUGGAGCUGCGCAGGCCAGAGUUCAUGUCUCGCUCGCGGGAGAGGACCCGGCGCCUGGCCCUGCAGGUGGAGGAGAGGAGGCUGCAGGCCAUCUUCAGCAGGGAGAGAGAUGAGCUCUUCAACAGGCCAGGGGCAGCAGGGCGGCUGCACAGACCUCCUGCAGGUCCAUCACUGCUCAGAAGGGCCGUUCCCAAGAAGGAGAUGGUCCAAAGAUCCAAACAGAUCUACUCCCAGCUGGCGGAGGUGCAGAAGAGGAGGGAGGAGGACAGAAGGAAGGCAGAGUACCGCUCCUACAGGCUCAACGCCCAGCUCUACAACAAGAAAAUCACCAACCGUGUGUUGGGUCGGCGAACACCUUGGCAGUGAUGCUGACACGCCUACAGGAGGCGCUGAACACUUCAUUAAAUUAGAAUGCUGUGACAAGAUGGGUUUUACUUUGAAGUAUUAUUUAGAUCCUGAUUUAUCUUACUAAAAUCAAUUAUUUAUUCUGAAAAAAGUUUUGUUUUAAGAAAUUAUGUUUUCUGCUUGUGGAGAAAAGUUUGAGAGAAAUUCUAAUCCUUAAUCUUGUUUGUCUACAUACAAAUUUAUGAAAUGUUUUAUAUCGGUUUGAUUGUUUUUUUUUAUGCAAAAAUAAAUAAAUUGGUUUAAGUC
This is a messenger RNA of Hypomesus transpacificus, 7203 nucleotides long. RefSeq names its product ALMS1 centrosome and basal body associated protein (gene alms1). Gene Ontology annotation, biological process: regulation of centriole replication. The transcript has 18 exons. The record is from RefSeq and is a predicted model, not a curated record. Gene Ontology annotation, cellular component: cytosol; centrosome; centriole. The coding region runs from base 52 to 6918 and encodes 2288 amino acids. Lineage: Eukaryota; Metazoa; Chordata; Actinopteri; Osmeriformes; Osmeridae.